GGCUUGCUUUCUCGGCUUCCGCUCCGCUCCCUCGUCUUGGCGUAACCUCCGGUGUCUGCUAAUCUGGAGGAAGCCAUUGGGCUUCGGAUGUUGCUAGUCACAAGCAGAAGGGAGAGAGAAGGCUGACGUCAGCGGGAGCGGAGCGAGCAGAGCAGAGCAGUCGGGGAAAUAAAAGUGGGUGCUGUACUCUUGCAAAUUGGGGUGCGGGGGCCGAGGCUGAGAGAUAAGGGCUUGCCUAUGACCAGCUGGGUGAUCUCCGUGGCAGAUACAGGAAACAGUGUGACAAGGUGGACACUGUACAGCUCCAGCGAUGGUACGGAUUUUGGCCAAUGGAGAUAUUGUACAAGAUGACGACCCUCGGGUGAGACAGAACAAUCGGAACAGGGAAAACUCAUCCCGUCCGGGUUUUUUUAACACAAUGACGAAUGCAGGCCCUGCUCCACAACCACACUACCAGCACCAGCAGCACCAGCACAACCAGGGUGCAAGACCGGGAGAACGCUCGCCGUUUUCAGACAUCAAUCAACAGCUAGUGAACAUGGGCUUCCCUACCUGGAACCUUGGCAACCAGGUGGUGGAGCCAGUGAUGUCAAUUCUACUGCUCUUCCUCCUCAUGAUGGUGGGCGUGCGCGGCCUUCUCUUGGUGGGCCUCAUCUACAUCGUUUCCCACUUAAGCCAGCGAUGACAAGGACUCCUGUACAGGCCAUGACUGCUGCCAACUAAGGCAGAAAGCCAGGUUUCCUUGUCAGGGGUAUGAGUGUGUGAUAAAAGCAGAAAGUGUGGGUCUUAUGCCCCCAUUUUGUGUGUGCUUGUUUAUGUGUGCAGCCCCCUUGCACGAGAACCUCUGUAUAUAAAAUGGGGAAUGGCAAUGAGCAACUGGCAAGCAUGUAGCAUCUUUCCCGAGGGCAUUGUUUCACAUCAGUUGUCUCCUGCUGAGACUUGAAAACCUGGCUUGGACUUAAUGGUGCACGGGACUGCAUCAGGCACACUAAACUAAAUUUGCUCUCCUACUCAGGAAGUAGCAGCUGCAGUAGUGGUUUCAGGGUUGGGGGAUGAAACUUGAUUUUUCUUCUUUCUGCUAGAGGAUUGAAAGGGCAGCAGCCAGGUCUCUGAUCCGUAAAAGCAGAGGCAAAAGAUGGAAGUUAGGUUUAAGGGGCGCUUAGGCCAAGUCAUAAAAGGCAAUGGCUGACGUGAUGCACAGUUUAUUGGAGCCAGAAGGCUCCACGUUGGGGUUGCUGUGGAGCGAGAAGGCAGCCCCAAUGCUUUUCAAAAGCAGUAAUGGGAGUAAAUGCAAUAAAGCUGCUUACAUAGCUGUUGGAUUGAAAAAGCAUGGCUGCCUUCUGACUCUGCUGCAAUCGCAACCUGGAGCCUUCUGGCUCCAUUGAACUGUGCAUCAUGUUGGCCAAUAUUUUCUUAUGAGUUCUGGAAGAGAGAGAGACUAGUAUGCUAGUUGAGAUAGCAGUGCUGAGCUGAAUUGGAGCCAUAGGUGGCACGUGCUGCUUUGGAUAUGUACAUUCAGAUUUAUUAAAAUGGGCACGUCCUUGGAGAUUGUAUGAAGGCAGAGAAGAGAAGAGAAUGAGUAUAAUCUAGAGGAAGCGAAAUGUACCUGUGUCUCUUCAUAUGUGUGGAACUUCUACCCUGAUCUUAAUCUUAUUUAUGUAGAAGCAAGUCCCAUUGAUUACAGUGGAAUGUGCUUUCAAGAAAGUGUGCUCAGGAUUCCAGUCAUGUUUAAAUCAACUUUUGCAUGGUUCAAUAGAGCCCUCAGGAUGGCUUGCAUCGGUGAGAUAUUGGAACUGGUGGAACAGCACAAAGCAAUACAAAUCUGCUAAAACAAAUAAGUGGCGGCAGCAAAAAAUAUCCUUGGUAUAAUCUAGAAAACAAUUUAAGCAUUGCUUUCUACUGUUUGAAUGGGAUCAGGUAGCCCUCAUUGACUUCCUACAGACCAAUGCAAAGCAGGCUUGCCAAAUCUCUCUUGGGAAGGAAUCUGAUAGCUUGGGUGCCAGCACUGAGAGGGCUCUGCUAGCCAACCUGACAUCAGACAACACAGAUGCUUGGAGCAGGGUGUUAUGCCUGUGUUGAUUUCAUAGGGACUGUACCAUCUUAACUUCCUCUGGGUUGCAUCGUGUGGCUGUGAUCCAGUGAGGAAAGGUCAUGUACACAAGCCAGGUAUCUAUAUUGCUGGUUGUGGAAGCAGAAGGAGUGCAGGGUAAUGGUGAAGUUCUCUCUGCCGAUUGGGAGCCUUCUGUGUAUGUGGAGCACCGGGUUGUAGCCAGGGUUGCAGCUGCUGUCACCUGCCCCUUGCCUCUCUUGUGUUGAAUGUCAUAGGUAACUGUGUCAAGUUGCAUAUGUACUCUCAUGCAGGGAAGUUGCUAGGUCAUGGUUAGAAAUGUUUCUUCCUUUUAGCAUGGCCACAGGAGAAGAAAAAUGGAUUUAGGGUAGAUGGAAGAAUCUUGUUUUAAAAUAUUACAUUCCUUUGUGACUGAAAAUUCUCACACUAGAGAUAGAUUUGAACAAAGCUGCUUUGUCCAUGAAAUCCCCUCCCGAAGGCAACAGAUCUGCAGCCUAUAUGGGUAGGGUGACCGGCACAGAAACAUUUUCCUUUAAGCAAGAUUGGAUUUGAGAAGAAAGUUGGCGUCUUGAUUGAAAUCCAGACUUCAUAAUUCAUAGGCAAUUGCAAAAACAGGCCAUCCUGGAGCCCAGAAUUGAAGACUGUCUCCAAACUGAGGGAAGAGAGCUUGGAACCACAUUGGGUUUGGUUCACCAUUGUGGUGGCCGCAACAGGUUGGGAAUGGGAGGGAGCUGCUGGGCUUGUUGCUAGGAGUGGUUUAUACGGAAGUGUCGUUUGCGAGGCCUGCUGCCUCCAUGUGAGAGCUGUACAUGUGGUUCUUGCAGUGUAUGUAGCCCCCACAUGGAAGCACUGGUUCUUACCAAUGGUGCUUUGUGCAAGUGCUGCAGAAAGGGGCACCUGAGGAGCUUCUUCGUGGGCUGCCUUAGGUAUGGGUUUUGAGUCGUUUGACUCAAAUACCCUUAAUGAUGUGGGUGUGUGUUGCAGUGUGGGAGUCUUAUUGAAUGAGCGUGCAGUGGGCAUGUGUGAAGAACUUGUUGCUUCUGUUAGAUAGGUGAAUGAAUGGAACAAGGUCUCUUUAAUUGACUGCACGUUUCUGUGUAACAUGGUGGGAACAGAAAUAGUCCUCCUCCUCUAGCCAUUGUCAUCAGGCUGCAGCAGAGGGUGAGGCAAGCACCAAGGCCCCUCCAUCGGCCUGAGGAGGGCCAUCAUCUGCCUCCCCCCUUCAACUUUUGUCUGAUUUUUUUAAAAAUAAAGAUUGUGAGCCCUUUUAGGACAGAAUUAUUAUUUCUAAAGAAUGCUGACAGCUGUUCAGGAAGAGUGGGAUAUAACUGUAACUAACAAACAUAACCCCAAACUGUUUCCUCUGAAAGCAAAACCAUACUGCUUCCUCUGAAAGCUAUCUGGAGAUAGCCUCCUACUGAAACAGUGUGGAAGAAUAGAAUUCAAGCAAGAAAAUCUAUUUGUAAUACCCUCCCUUAACUCUUUGUAAUACUAAUUGCAAACUGUUCCAUAAUACAUAAUUUUUCUCUUUCCAAA
This is a messenger RNA of Hemicordylus capensis (graceful crag lizard), 3604 nucleotides long. RefSeq names its product family with sequence similarity 241 member B (gene FAM241B). The record is from RefSeq and is a predicted model, not a curated record. Gene Ontology annotation, cellular component: intracellular membrane-bounded organelle. The transcript is spliced from 5 exons. NCBI's taxonomy places the organism in Eukaryota, Metazoa, Chordata, Lepidosauria, Squamata, Cordylidae. The coding region runs from base 311 to 685 and encodes 124 amino acids.